Messenger RNA from Aplysia californica (California sea hare), 2153 nucleotides. RefSeq lists its product as uncharacterized. Lineage: Eukaryota; Metazoa; Mollusca; Gastropoda; Aplysiida; Aplysiidae. The record is from RefSeq and is a predicted model, not a curated record.
CCACCCCGACCACCCUCACAUGCUACACCCCGGCGCGGCGACACCCUCCAUGCACGGCAUGGGUGUACCCCCCCACCUCCCCACCGUCCUCCCCCCUCACAUGACAGACUUGAGACCCCCUGAUUCGGCGGUGGCGGCGGCGGCCAUGUUGAACGCUCCCUCAGCUCCCAGCAGACACUGCUCCAACUGCCAGCUGGACCCGAACCCCGGAGGCCCGUGUGUGCCGGGGUGGGGAGUGGAGGGUGUCCCCGGCUCUAUCAAGACGGCCGACGGACUGAUGGUGCCCUACCCUGUACAGGAGGAGAGCUUGGAGGAUUUGAACAGCCGUAAGAAAGAGAUCAUCUGCCACAUGCAAGAGGAGCCCAUGUUCAUGGGAUACACGGGCGUGGCCUACCGGGCCGACGGUUUCCGCGGGGGUCUGGACGGCCUCAAGACGGUGCUAGGCAACAACAAGAGGAUGAGGGAGGCCAUGCCGAAGCUGGUGUCGGACAUGUUUGUGGCCACGCGAUCCACGCAGUCGCUGGACGAGCUCUGCUGGGGGUCGUAAGCUGUACAGCUCCCUCGAGGCCUCGUCAGACCAGCUGUACCGACCCCACUUCUCGCACGACGCCUUCACUGAAUCUGAGUUUAGCCAAUUCCCCGGCGAUGACGGAGACGAGAACUUCAUCCCAUUGGAGCACACGUCUGUGUCCAAGUUUGGCCCCAUUUCCCGCAUGGCCAAAGCCAAGACGGACAACGUGGCGCCCGUGCAAGUCACGGCAGACUCCUGCAAAAAGAUGACCCCAGUGUUGGCCGUGACCCCCCUGGAGCGACCUCUGUCCUCGUCCACGCAGCGGCCCAGUCGGUUCAACCGGCUCAACGUGCUGGACGCUGAGCCCUCGGUGAAACCGACGCCGUCGGAAAAACCAUCUAUCUGGCAACAAAGCCCGUGCCCGUCCUAUCAGAACAUCGCGAUGCUCAAGGCCGGCGCCGCUGAGGCUGUGACCAACAACGAGAGGCUGGCUUAUGAGCUGCAGGCUGUGGAGCUGGAGAUUUCUAUGAAAACUGGCAAGAUGCCGGAGCCUGUUGGGAAGAUAAUCCAGGAGUCUGUGAUGUAUUCCCCGUCGAGGUCGAGCCCGGACUAUCCAAGGUCGUCAUCCACCGCGCUGAUGGCUCCGCUGGCCUAUGACAGGGGUCAGAACGUGAACUCGCUGAUGGGACGUGGUCAUGUGACUGAGUGCUUUUCGCUGAUGAGCAGCGCUGAGAGUCUGGUGUCGCCUCAGAAGGCCGCAGAGAGCGUGUUGGAAGACUUCUACAGGUCACGACACAACGUGCAGAAAUGACACAUGGUGUAGUCCGGGGCUGUGGGAAACAGAACGCGUGUUGUUGUGACAGUGUAACACAGAACACGUGUUGUUGUGACCGUUAAACUCAGAACACGUGUUGUUGUUGUUUGUGACCGUGUAAGACAGAACACGUGUUGUUGUUAUGGAGCUAAUUUGCUGCUGUGUUGUCAUGGAUGUGACAACAGUUCCCUGUGUGGGUGGGCCAGAGGAUUCUCAAAGCCACAACAGUUUGGUUUUAUGAUGAAAGGGAAAGCUCGUUUGAUCAAAUUGAUUUGUCCAGUAUUUCUACGUGUGUGGAGAAUAUAUAUAUAUAUGUGACAAUUUUAUACCUCUGCGUUUUAAGCAUCCGUGUAUCUUCUCUCUAUCUUGUGACUGUGGACGAGUGGCAUGACAUGAAUUCUUUCCAUGUUGGAGAGAAGUAAGUGACUACGUUUUAAGUUGUCAUUUUGUUACAUUUUAGAAACUGUUUAGCUCUUACAUAAUAAGAGACUUGUAUUUGUCCCUUUUUGAAAACAUGUUUUUUAAAUGUCAUUAACAUUCAAGUGGUGUGUGAGUUAAAGAUGCCCCAAGGAACACGCUUAAAGCUAGUGGUGGUGGUGGCCGGUCCUAGCAGCUUGAGACAUUUACUGGUGGAGGGAUCGGUACAGCAGUGGAUCAACUCAAAGAAUAGGAUCUGUCUAUGACGAGGGCAGAUGACCAAUCUGGCAUGUCCGACGGUCGUGAGACACGCGGUUCUGCACAGCGAUGUGUAGACCUUGUUUUUAUUCAGAAAGAGCAGAGGAUGUGCGCUAAAUUUUGUGAAACGAUUGAAGUUGAGAAAGAAAUAGA